AUGGCUUUUAGUUCUUGUGAAGUAUGUGGUAUGAAAGAUUAUACACUAGAAGAUGGAUACUAUUACUGUAAUGAAUGUGGCACAAAACUACGAAAUCAACGCGAAGUUCUGGAUGUAUUUAAUUCAUCUUGCAACGAUGCGGUUGUAAAUGAUGAGAAAGUGGUGGAAAAUAAAAUUAGUAGUUGGGAGCAGAUGAACUAUUUCCUGCAUGGCCUUACGGAACGGAUGGUCGAGCUGGGCGCCCCUCCGGAGCUGAAAACGACGGCUUUACAAAUAUGGUGCUCUUAUCUAAGACUAACGGAGGUUGCUUUUUUUAAUAAAAGGCAACGGCAGCGACCACGCUUGUCAUUAUUAAACCAAAAAUGGGAUAUGAAGUUCAUAUACAACCGAAUAUUACAAGACAAAAAUAAAUCCAAAAGAAAAAUGAAAAAUUUCGAUACAUCUACUAUCAGAGGACGGAAAAAGCUCAACAAAGAGGUCCUUGAGGAACAGUUUGAUGUAUUAACACAAAGUCAAAGCUCGGAUUUAGAAUCUACAUUGGAUACUUUAUCUAGUUCCAUGCAGGAAUCCUCAAAUAUACCACAGAAAUUGAUUGGCUUUCGAUUCAAUACUCGUACACGUAAAAAUCUUUCAAAAGUAUUAAGCGAGGAACAUAUAAAAUGGCAUGAAGAGGAAGCACCUAUAAAUGCAUCAUGUCAUUCCAUAACCUUCGCACCUGCUGAGCAAAACCUGAGAAAGUUGGAUGAUUGUAAUUAUGCAAACAUUCAUCGUAAGACAAUUCUUAUGUGUAUUAUAAAUCUUGCAGUUAAUCAAACACGGAGUCAGGUUCAAAUGUCCGAUAUUUGGCGUUGGAGAAUAGAAGGGCAUCUCCCUUUUCACAAUUUGAAGCAGUACCUACCAGAAGAACUGCAUCCGAUAUGCUACACCGAGACAUUAAUACAACUAUCUUGCACAAAUGUAGGAUUGGAUGAAAGUAGAUUUAUUUCAUCGUCGCUGGCCAAAGACUUGGGUAUUGUACCUAUACCACCAGAUAUGAAUGCACUCUGUGUACGAUUUUUAGGUGAACUGGCGCUUCCACUGGACUUGGCAACAUAUAUCACCAAAUUAAUCGCCAUAGCACCUCCUAUUUCCCAGAACGAGAGGAAACACUACCUUCCUAACUAUGAGGUACACGCUUUAAAGUACAUAUUGUUCAUUAUGAAGCUGCUUUUUGGCUUGGAUGGUGUAAACGAAACCAAACUAGAUUCCAGCACGGAAAUGUUCAACGAACGAAUCUCUCAAUCCAGCACCUUACCAAAAUUAUUCGUCUGGCACGAGUGGCAACGAUACGUGAAUAUGCGACGAGUUAUAUUAGAACAAGUGCAUUAUCCAACAAAUCACUGGCGUGCACAAGCCAUCGUAAAUCGCCCAUUGGACAAUGAACUUUUUCUUGAUUAUCAUGAAUCCCUUAUCGUUCCUGAUGAAGAUAACGCUACCGGUUAUCAAUCGUUUGUGACUGGGAACCGGCACGGCCCAUUUCAAGAACGACAAUUCAAAAACCUUCACACCAUCAUAGCUACAAAAGGAAUUCAAGAGCUGCAAAAGAAGAACAAACGCUCUAAAAAACACAUCUCCUUUGAUCACUCUUUGCAACCUCAACGUUCCUAUAUGGCCGAGGUGCUGAAAAUGGAAGAGGACGGCCUGAUUGAUCUCUAUAUUCCAGAAUACAUGCGAACGGAUCACUGCGAACGAGUAGUAGCGCCAUUCGUUAACCCUUUGCCUCUUAAGCGACUUAUGCUGAAGCAUGCAAAAAUUUUGUUAAAUACGAAAACAAUCAAACCUUCUUUGAAGCACAUAAAGAUGAGCCACUUCAAAGCACAAAGAUCGGACAUAGAUGCGUAUCUUAAACACAAUAAACAUACAAAUGUACUCCUAGCGGAUGAAGAUAAUUUGAAUGAUAUUGAUGCCGGUAAUGAGGAGGCCAACAUUUUAGAAUACAUAAAUGCCGCAGGCGAAGCAAAGCGCUCCAACCCCCAGGAUUUACUACACAAAGUGCUGUGCCGAAAUGUACUCGAAGACAUCGAACACAAUCUUUGUGCUGCUAUCGCCUCAGAAGACGAUCUAGACACUAAUGAAACAAACCCCUAUGUUAACAACCCUAAAACAAAUGAAAUUCUGCCCGACGAAGACAUUUGCAGCGAGUCAGCUCAGAUUGCGCUUCCGAGUUAUCAUUACUGGGUAAAUAGUGGUUAUAUCCAAGAAAUUAGUUCGGAGACCUUCGAACAAGAAUAUUCGAGUAAAUUUCCACCCAGUUUUCGCUUUUUACUACGCGAAGCAGCAUACAUUGCACAAUGUUCUACGUAUGAUUUAUAUUACGAGCUAAACGAGCUAGAAAAGUAUUUUUUUAAAGCUUACCGUCGAAUAAAGUAAUACGCGUUUGAUAAAUUACAUUAGGCUUAAAUUCGGAUUGAAAAUAGACUACCAAAAAAUAGUUAUAUCGAACAUAAAUGCAUGUUAAUUCUACAGCGAACAAUGUUAUUGUUAUUGUUAUUUAUUUAAAAACGGCCUGGCCGUAUUAAGAUUUGAAUAAUUUUUUAUAAGCUGAAAGGCAUUUCCUCCCAACAGCCGCAGAGAGCCUUAUCCCGGGCUGACUCGGCUGAACA
Messenger RNA from Anopheles nili, 2642 nucleotides. RefSeq names its product TATA box-binding protein-associated factor RNA polymerase I subunit B (gene TAF1B). Gene Ontology annotation, molecular function: RNA polymerase I core promoter sequence-specific DNA binding. The record is from RefSeq and is a predicted model, not a curated record. Bases 1 to 2409 code for a protein of 802 amino acids. NCBI's taxonomy places the organism in Eukaryota, Metazoa, Arthropoda, Insecta, Diptera, Culicidae. Gene Ontology annotation, biological process: nucleolar large rRNA transcription by RNA polymerase I; RNA polymerase I preinitiation complex assembly. The transcript has 2 exons. Gene Ontology annotation, cellular component: RNA polymerase I core factor complex; RNA polymerase transcription factor SL1 complex.